CCGCUGCCAAUGCCCCGUGCUCCAAGCCCUCCGGGCUCUGACCCAGGUCCCUGUGGAGGGCGGGAUGGUCUGCGAUGCCCUGCUUGGCUCUCCUCCAGGCCCUGGAGCCUUUGCUCCGAGGCCAGCUUCUCGGCAAGGCCUCCCUGCUGCCUGUCCCUGCUCUGCACAGACCAAUGGCCUCUGCCCUACGGGCUUCCUGGUCCCCACGCCCAGUCGGCCCGCGCGGCAGAUCCGCCGUGCUCCCGCUCGGCGCCCAGAGCGAGCUCAGCUCUUGCUGCAAGAGAGGACUCGGGACACUCUGCGUGAGGCGCCGUUUCACACGCACAGAGGCCUAUUCUGAAGCCGCCGUGGGCAGCCCGGCCCGCGGCUCCUGGGCUCCGUACACCAGGCACCUGGGUAGAGGUGCCAGCGAGGCUCCUGGGGGUCCCCUGCAGCCCGAGCGAGACGGCCCUGGGUGUCAUCCCUGUCUUCUGCUGCACAGGCCUGCUGGAUCAGGGCUUCGGGGCAGUAAACCGUGCCCAGCGUCUUGCUGGCCUCGGCCAAGGGAGGGCGAGCGCCAGCACAAGGACCGCCAGGGCGAGGUCUCCACAGGCGGACCAGCCGGUCCUUCCCCCGGAGCCGCAGAUCGCCUUCGCCCCUGGCCUUCCGCCUCCCAGGCCACAACGCGGGGCACGGGCCCUACACCGCUGCCCACACCUUACUGACACGGCACCCGUUUUUCUGCAUCUGCCAGACUGUCCCCUCUAGGCCGUCACAUUCAGAACCAGCAGGCAGCUGCCAAACAGGGGCUGUUUCUGAUGGUUCGUAUUUUGUUUUGUUUUGCUGUAAUUGUCUUUUUUUUUUUUUUUUUCCUGGUCUCACUUGAUACAGUGAAGUGUACAUUUCAAAGUGUUUUGACAAAUGUCUCCACUGAGUGUCCGCUGCCCCUGAAAGAUCCAGGGCUGAGGUUUUCAGACGCUCACAUGCCGGGAAAGCGUCCUCGCUGCCCCACGGCUCCUGGCUCGGUGGGUCUGGGCGGGGAGAGAACGCACAUGUCGAGAGUUCCUGGGACCUGUUGCUACCCACCUGCCCACACUCCUAAGCAUCCGGGGCGAGUAUUUCUAUCGCACCAGAAAGCUCCCCUGUGGCCCUUCCGGUCAGCUCCAGCCUCCCCCAGAGGCAGCCCGCCUGUCCGUGAACUUAACACGCCGGAAUCCUUGGCAUGCGUCCUUCGGUGUCUGGCUCCUGUCAGGCAGCACAGCGCUCCUGAGGGCUGUGCAGGGCACUGCCGGGCUCGCUAGCCCUUCCUGUCGUCGCAGGGUAGCAUUUCCCUGCGUGGGGCCGCCCGCCUGUCCCCUUCUCCUGCUGAUGGAUGUUGGGUUGUUUCCAGUUUGGGGCUGGACUAAAACUUCUAUGAUUAUGUGUGCAGCUUG
Leopardus geoffroyi (Geoffroy's cat) is the source of this 1412-nucleotide messenger RNA. RefSeq lists its product as uncharacterized. The record is from RefSeq and is a predicted model, not a curated record. The transcript is spliced from 3 exons. NCBI's taxonomy places the organism in Eukaryota, Metazoa, Chordata, Mammalia, Carnivora, Felidae. Bases 75 to 704 code for a protein of 209 amino acids.